This is a messenger RNA of Seminavis robusta, 981 nucleotides long. NCBI's taxonomy places the organism in Eukaryota, Bacillariophyta, Bacillariophyceae, Naviculales, Naviculaceae. The record is from the annotation of a GenBank genome assembly.
AUGAUAUCCCAGAAUAGACCUGCUCUGCAUCUUCCUCUGCUACCAGCACUCUUGCUGUUGCUGUCAAUUUCCUCGCUGCUACCUGCAGUGGACGCCUUUCAAAUCCAAUGCCGACCAACACGAUCAGUGAGAACGCCAAGAACGCAACUUUGCAGUUCCAACGGACAGCCCGAAACAGCAUCCGCUCCCAGUCAACGCAAGAUUCUAUUAUCUCGCAAAGGUCCUCAUUUUGCCUUGGAUCGAUCUUCGGGACGAGUUGAAUUUGGAGCCACGGCGCAGUUGACCACGCAACUGGCAGCAUCGAACCACAAUAAUAUCAAUGACAAUAACGACGCAAUGUACAUUAAAGAAUGGAUCGCCGACGAACGAGCCCUGGCAAAUUCCAUUUGGGACGAAUCCUUGAUACAAGAAUUGCGCCCGUCGGUGUAUCAACUCCAAGUCAUGCCACUCCAAUUCGUCACUAUCCAAUUGGCGCCGUCGGUUGAUGUCAAAAUGCAGACGCGAUAUGCACAAAACGAUCCCGAUAAACCCGUCUUUUUGCUCCAAUCCGUAGGAUUCGAUCCCAAUAUUCAGCUGUUGCCAGGAUUGUCCGUCACGGCGGAAGAUUUGGGCAUCAACAUUCAAGUCAGUGGCGAAUUAAAACCCAUGGCCGACGGUGUUUCGGGACGCAUUGCCUUUCAAACCAGUGGCAUUCUUCCGGGACCUCUGCGGAUUCUGCCCCAAGCGGCAUUGCAAGCCGCGGCCAAUACGAUCAAUCAAGCCGUGGUCAAUUUUGCCAUUGACAGUUUUCAAAAAGGAGCCACCACCAAGUAUCGGGAGUUUGUACUCACCAAACAGCAACAGGCACAACAGUACUAAUCAUCAGCAAACCAAAGCAACAAAACGUUCACGGAAUCUGCUUGCAACAUGACCAUCGCUCUCGGCAUCUUAUGACUACUAAUAUAGAUCGAUUUUGGGCUAUCAUAGAGAGUGGCUAUGGAA